GGUAUCUGGGACGGUCAAGAACGAUGGCAGUGGCGAUUACUUGGCAUGGAACACGGACACGAAGGCCGUCAUGAGCCCCAAGGAGCACUGGUGGCAAGUAGUCUUCCAAGGCGGUCACGUCGGAUUCCAAGUCCCCCAUACUGCGCAGAGCCCUGCAGCCUUCCGUACUUUGCAACUCGAAGCUGAUAAAUCGGUCAUCCUCAAGAACCAGGAAGGGACUCUCAUCGAUGCGCAGCUGUGGGACAUCUUGGAAGGAUGAACCUGUGGUUGAAGGAUUUCGUUUAGCCGUCUCGCGAAUUAGUAUUUUAGUCUAGGUGCUUGUUGACGAACGUGGCAUUCAACUGUCACGCAGAUUGGGCUGCAGCCCGCUGUUUUCACGUCUUUUGUGCGAGUAUGCAUUGUUGUCUGUCGCGGCACACCGUGGUCAUGACUGGUACUGUGGGAAGACCGUGUAAGAUAUCCCAUGAAGUGAGCUGGUUCAGGUCACUGGCAAGAGUUGGAGCCCGUGCUUGCACCACAAAGAGCACAUUGCCACAGUCACACUGCGGCGCAUGCUUGACGUCCAACUCGAUCGAGUAGGAGGCGCGAUGCUUAUU
Suillus subaureus is the source of this 596-nucleotide messenger RNA. RefSeq lists its product as uncharacterized. The transcript is spliced from 5 exons. The record is from RefSeq and is a predicted model, not a curated record. Bases 71 to 259 code for a protein of 62 amino acids. Lineage: Eukaryota; Fungi; Basidiomycota; Agaricomycetes; Boletales; Suillaceae.